AUGGUCCUUGAGACUGGCUUCUCCGCGGUUGCGCGGUUGAACCCGUAUCCGGGACAAGCGGAGAUCAUCACUCUGGACAAAAAGACAUGGAGGAACUAUAAGCCGAGCGCAAAGGAGAUCUCCUAUAAGGGGAGGUGGGACGACAAGCAUAUUUCUUGGUGGUCGGCUCCUGGAUUCAAGCUUGCAUUCACGGGUGCCAAGCUUGCUUUGUCCUUUGGCCAAUACACCAGUCAAGGAGUCCUCGUGGCAUACAGACUGGGUGGCCAGGACUGGCAAUUCUCCAAUGUCACUGCCAAUGCGACAUAUCAAUUUAUUGGCCCGACCACCACGGGGCUCAAUCUCACUAAUGCCGGCGACGCAAAGUCGUUUGAGCUGAGAGGUAGGCACUUACAAACUGGGCCUACGGAUACGUGUCCCCGCUCCGUAUACCGCAGGAAUUUACUGACCAUGAGCACAAUUCAGCUAGCCGGUGUAUCCGUCGCAGCAGAUGCAACGAUUUCCAGGAUCGACGAGUACCCGAAGAUGGUAGAAAUCAUCGGAGACUCGCUGAGCUCCGGUGACUUCGCUACAUACGAAGGACUGUCCUCAUGGGCGUAUGAUUUUGCAGCCGGACUCGGCAACGUAGAAUACAGCAUUACUGCCUAUCCGGGUAUCUGCCUCCACGACCAGAAUUGCUGGGGAAACCCCCGUGGUCAGGCCUACCAAUGGUACCGCACCUCUGACACGUCCUGGCGGGCACACGAGAUCUACGGCGACAAUCCACCCAAGUGGAACUUCGCAGCUCAGCGCCCAGCUGAUCUGGUGGUCAUCAACAUCGGCACAAACGACAACAACCCGGCGAACAAUGUAUCGAGCACAGACUACUACAACGACUACAUCACUCUUGUGGGCAAUAUUCACAAGAUCUGGCCCAAGGCCGAUAUCGUUCUGAUGUCGCUGUGGGGUGGCUUCGGUGCUUCGGGGGAUACAUACGUGCAGGGUCCUUUAUGGGUGGAUGAGAUCAAGCGGGUCUACCAGCACUACGAGAAGCAGGGGUUCAUCCAUUAUUUCGACACGGCGGGGAUCCUGCAGCACAACGACAUCGCGCCGCAGUGGCAUCCCACGGAUGUUGGACAUCUGAAGAUUGCCGCGCAUCUGAUGCAGUGGGUGAAGUUGAAGUUUGGGUGGGAAUUUGGGGCUACCGGCCCCGAGGUGUAUCACGGAACUUUGUACUGGAAUGAUCAGGCAAAUUACUAG
Aspergillus fumigatus Af293 is the source of this 1236-nucleotide messenger RNA. Its product is annotated as GDSL-like lipase/acylhydrolase domain protein. The transcript has 11 exons. The record is from RefSeq and is a predicted model, not a curated record. Lineage: Eukaryota; Fungi; Ascomycota; Eurotiomycetes; Eurotiales; Aspergillaceae. Gene Ontology annotation, molecular function: carboxylic ester hydrolase activity. Bases 1 to 1236 code for a protein of 411 amino acids.